UCCGGAGCUAACAUGGCUUCGAAAGGACGGGACGAGAGUUUAACUGAGGAGGUAAUUUGUCCCAGCUGCCAGGAUUUCUUCACCGAUCCGGUCACUCUGGAAUGUGGACACAACUUCUGCCGCUCCUGUAUCACACGGUGUUGGGAAAGGGAGGAGAGAAACUCCUGUCCGGAGUGUCGAGCUCUGUUUGCCGACCGGACCCUCAGGCCAAGACGACUCUUAGCAAGACUGGCUGAAAAAGCUCGAAAACUGCACCUGAAGCCGAGAGAGAAUGAAAGUAAACUUCACUGCGAGGAACAUGAGGAAGAAAUGAAGCUGUUUUGUGAAACGGACAAGAAACUGAUCUGCGUGAUUUGUAAAUGUGCCCAGGAGCACAGAGAGCACCGCUUCCUGUCGAUUAGAGAAGCUGUUGAAAUCUACAAGGACCAGGUUAAAUCUUCAAUAGAAACCCUCACAAAAAAGAAAUCAGACUUUCUGGAAACGGAGCAGCAACAGAUACAGAAGAUUUCCGGAGUUCGGGAACAGUCUCGCCACGUUCAGUCCCACAUCACAGCCCAUUUUGCUGAACUGCACCAGAUUCUUGCCGAGAAAGAGCAGCACUUACUCAGAGAUCUCAAGGAAGAAGAGGAGAGGAUUCUAAAUCCAAUGAAGAAAAAUCUUCGUGAGAUUCAAGAGAAUUUAAAUUCUAUUCAGGAGGAAAUUUCAAAGUUACGAGCACGGAUGCAUCUAACAGACAGUGUGAGGUUCCUCAAGGAAGAAGUUCAUCAGAAGAACAGCAUUAGCGAUGAAGCCCCAAUGUUGUCAGUGACAGACGGUGCCCUGACGUUGGAGAAAUUCAAUAAUCUCUUUUCGCUAGAAACAUUGUUGAAAGAAACUUAUGUUGCCAUUAAGCAAGUCUCGGCGACCCUGGAUUUGGAAACGGCAGGUCCGGGGCUCGUGGUGUCGGAAGACCUGAAGAAAGUGAAAUGGACCAGGUCCACGCCAGAUCUCCCUGACACCGGGAAGAGGUUUACAAAUGGGGAUUAUGUGCUGGGAUCAGAGGGAUUCACAUCAGGAAGACAUUAUUGGGAGGUGGAUGUGGCGGGGAAUCGGUGGUGGAGGCUGGGAGUCGCCUCAGAGUCCGUGGAGAGGAAGAAAGGGAUCAAACUGACAACAGACAAUGGAUUCUGGAUCAUCUGGCAUCAGAAUGAUGAAAUUAAUGUGAACACCUCCCCUCCAUCCCGUCUCACUGCCAGUUCCAUCCCUGGGAGGGUGGGUGUUUAUCUCAGUUAUGAGUCUGGGACAAUUUCAUUUUACAACGCGGAGAAUAGAUCCCAUCUCCACACCUUCACCGCAAAUAAAUUCAUGGGAAAACUUUAUCCUUUCUUUGGAACUGUGGAUGAAAACGAGUGGGUCAGAAUCUGCUCUGUGCCACUACAGAUCUGUACACGGGUCGGGUCUGGGCAUCGGCGUCAGAUGCCGGGCUCAGGUUCUGUGAAAAACCUCGCUGUCACCAGAUUGGUGCUGAAAGGGUCCCUUUUAGUUCCCAAGUUCAGCACUGUGGUGAUCCAAUGAGCCCGGAAAUGGAAUGCCUGUAGAUAUAAAUGUUGACUUUUGUAUUUUGGUUGAUUGUCCAUUCUUAUUGAUUGUGGUCUUACAUUGAAUGUGUUAUGUUCCUUGGAUUUACUGACCAUGACUCAGGGUUGCAUAUGGUGACAUAUUUAUUUUGAUCUUGAAUCUGAAUUUACAAGACAUGUCAUCCGGGGACUUGGGUUUUAUAUAUAUAUUAAAAAUGGAACUGCAUGUUUACUGUCAUCCUAAAUGUGCCUUGUGCUGUGUAUGACUGUUGGUACUGUGUUUUGCCCUGCAGGAAAACUCUUUUGCCUGGCUGUAUUCAUGGGUAUUCAUGUAAGGUUGAUAAAUAAACAUGAACUUGAACUUUCAGUCCUGAUGAAGGUU
Molecule: messenger RNA, 1938 nt
Organism: Mobula hypostoma (lesser devil ray)
Lineage: Eukaryota; Metazoa; Chordata; Chondrichthyes; Myliobatiformes; Myliobatidae
Product: zinc-binding protein A33-like
Exons: 6
Coding region: 13-1554 (513 amino acids)
Biological process (GO): protein ubiquitination
Cellular component (GO): cytoplasm
Molecular function (GO): zinc ion binding; ubiquitin protein ligase activity; protein binding
Source: RefSeq, a predicted model, not a curated record